UUCUGAAGUAGAACUAAACGAUACUAGGUUUUGGACUCAGAAGUCGCAGGGCAAUGGCACAUCUAUAUUCACAUCUUCACUCCCCCAUGAUGCCUUCAAAUAUUGUCUCAAACAACACUUCCUCAAAGCUUUUCCCUCGUGUUUCAGCUUCCAUUAGACCUAAUUUCAAGAAAUGGUUUGGUAGUUUCACGCUCAAAUCACUGAAUUGGGCUCUGGCUGGAACUCUCGCUCUAGAAUUAUCUCUCUCUGGACCUGGACUUGCUGAUGCAAAAGUAGGUGUGAACAAGCCUGAAUUGCUCCCUGAAGAAUUCAGUCCUCUUAUUGAUGUGGCUGGGUUCCUCUCUACUGGUCAGGAAUACAGAAUUAUCCAAGAGAUUGUAAAUCUUGAGAAGGAUACUGGAUUCAAACUAAGAGUUUUGGCACAAAAUUACCCAGACACCCCUGGUUUAGCAGUGAAAGAUUAUUGGCAAGUGGAUGAUAAAACCAUUGUCUUUGUUGCAGAUCCUGCCUUUGGUAACAUCCUCAAUUUCAAUGUGGGGGCUUUGGUCGAUUUGGAUGUACCUCGUAGCUUCUGGAGUCGAUUGGCUGGAAAAUAUGGAAAUAUGUUUUAUUGGAAGGAGAAGGGGGAGGAUGCAUCUGUUGAAGCUGCUGUGUUGGCCAUAUCGAGGUGUUUGAGAGAACCUGUAGGCCAAAAUAACUGUUCAGAAAUUGAGUGAAUGGAUGCUUCACUCGGUCAAUUAUCAGAACAGCUUCUAGUUUUCUUUUAUUGUGGUAAUCAAGGUGCCUCACUCGGUCAAUUAUCAGAACAGCUUCUAGUUUUCUUUUAUUGCGGUAAUCAAGGUUUAACAAACCAAAACUAUAGAACCUCUACUGAGCCAAAAGCAAUUGUAUCAGGAAUUUUUGAUAUUUCUGGGUAGCAUUCAUGGGAGAAGCAUAUCAUGGUUAUCUUUUAUAUUCCUAAAUAUUGUACCAAUUCUAAGAAGAAUCGAACACACAACUUGCUAAGUUUUUGAAUUAACAUGUAGAAGUGCAACUCUGGCAGGAGAUCGCAGUAAAUUUUCAUAUUUAUAAGAUGGUGGUUCUAGUUUA
Amborella trichopoda is the source of this 1089-nucleotide messenger RNA. Its product is annotated as thylakoid lumen 15.0 kDa protein. The record is from RefSeq and is a predicted model, not a curated record. NCBI's taxonomy places the organism in Eukaryota, Viridiplantae, Streptophyta, Magnoliopsida, Amborellales, Amborellaceae.